Messenger RNA from Hyposmocoma kahamanoa, 1280 nucleotides. It is a transcript of the gene mRpL23, whose product is annotated as 39S ribosomal protein L23, mitochondrial. The transcript is spliced from 3 exons. The coding region runs from base 116 to 568 and encodes 150 amino acids. NCBI's taxonomy places the organism in Eukaryota, Metazoa, Arthropoda, Insecta, Lepidoptera, Cosmopterigidae. Gene Ontology annotation, molecular function: structural constituent of ribosome. Gene Ontology annotation, cellular component: ribosome; mitochondrial large ribosomal subunit. The record is from RefSeq and is a predicted model, not a curated record. Gene Ontology annotation, biological process: mitochondrial translation.
GAGAUUCCAAACAGCGAGAGUCGUCGUUGAAAAAAUAAUUAUCUUUAGUUUUUAAUCUUUCAAUUAACAGUAGCGUAAUUAAUUUUGAAUAAAUACGUAGAAGUCCCAUUAGAGAAUGUCAACUCGUUGGUACCCCAUCUACCAACGGGGGAACCCACAAUUAAGGGUGUUCCUGCCAAAUUUUUGGAUGAAAUUAGUUCAUCCAACACCAAAGCAGCAACCAAAUAUAGUACACUUCCAAUGUUCUAUGGAAAUGACCAAACACGAUAUUAAGAACUACUUGACAAAGAUUUACAAUGUGCCCGUCGUCGAUGUGAGAACAAAGAUUGCUUUAGGAAGAUUUCGCAAAGAUCCCGGGAAAGGUUACAUUGUUAAAGAUGAUGAUAUUAAAUAUGCUAUGGUGACCAUGCCCAAAAAUAUGACAUUUGAGUUUCCAAACUUGUUUGAAAAAGAUCAAGACGAUAAGGCAGAGAACGAGAAGUCACUAGCUGAAGCUAAGAAAACAUAUAGAGCCUAUAUAGACCGCAAUAAGGACAGAAAAGAUGUUCCUAGUUGGUUCUCCAUUUAGUAUGUACAAAUGUAGUUGUUGGCUUUAGAGAACUGAAUGCCUUUGAAAACAUUUUUUGUAUUAAAAAGGCUGACUAGAUAAAUGUGGGCCUUACCAAAUUAUGGUAAAAUUAAAAAAAAAAUUAUUAAAAGACCUAUAACCAGCAAGUAGACUUAAUCUUCUUGUUGUUAGUAGGAGUUAUCUUCAAUUGCAAAUGGGCAAUCAACAGGACUAUUUACACUUUGAACACUGAUACUCAAAAACCAACUCUAUUCUAUAUGUAUAUGUAUAAAGGUCAUUGCUUGAAAUUAUUGAUCUUUUGCUUGUAUAUUUUGAAUGAUAUCAUUUGGCAUGGUUGUAUUGUACAAAAACUAAGUAGAUUAAAGAGCUACACCAUCUUAGAAGUUUACAAAUUGGUUGCCUAUUUUUGCCGUUAAUGUUGAAUUUUUUUAAGGAUUUGUUUGUAAUGAAAUACAUUUUGGUCUAUCUAUGGCAUGUCAUCAUUUUACAAGGCUUUUAAUAAACAACACGAUUAUAAAGAUUGUAUGAAAAAAUGUCAGACUCGCCUUCCCUCUCUAAAGCUGAUCUAAUUUAUUAUGUAUUUAGAAUACAUAAGAUUUCUUAUGUUGUUGAAUAGUGUAAAUUUGUUUUAACUUAUAAAUACUUAAAAUAAAAUAAAAUUCCGUCACUUUGGUUAAUUUUUAUUUAAAAAGAUAUUCAACAACAACCUUAA